This is a messenger RNA of Aedes aegypti (yellow fever mosquito), 5357 nucleotides long. RefSeq names its product ubiquitin carboxyl-terminal hydrolase 2 (gene Usp2). The record is from RefSeq and is a predicted model, not a curated record. Gene Ontology annotation, biological process: protein deubiquitination. Gene Ontology annotation, cellular component: cytoplasm. The transcript is spliced from 10 exons. NCBI's taxonomy places the organism in Eukaryota, Metazoa, Arthropoda, Insecta, Diptera, Culicidae. Bases 899 to 4450 code for a protein of 1183 amino acids. Gene Ontology annotation, molecular function: cysteine-type deubiquitinase activity.
GUCGUCUUCUGCGCUUCGUUCGGUGUACACACGCAUCAGAGUAACGAGAACCACCCUCUCCUCCGCAAUUUGGGGAAGAAAAAAGGAAAAGAACGGAGAUCCAGCCGUGAACAAUCCCGAAAAAGGAAUCACGAGCAUAUUCGCCGCGCACCGGUGGUUAAAACGUAGAAAAUCGCAACCGUGGUCCAGAAUCGGUGGAUUUUUUCGUGAAAUUUUCAACCUCUUCAUUGCCUGCUUUCGCGAGUGAAUCUCCCGUGAAUCGCUCGAUCAAUUUCGGAUAGUCGCGCCGAUAGUCUGUGUUUGGUAACCAACGAGUCUAAAACGAGUGAAUGAAUCACGACUACGGCGGCGGCUGUGACAACGACGGAAAAAAAGAGUAGCCGACAUUUUUUCAAGUUCAAAUUUUCACUUGCGAAUGCCUGACCAUCCGUCUAUUAUAACACCAUCAGUUGGGGCUAGUACAGAUUCGACCGCAUUAGCAGCGUAGUACACGUACGGUCGAAAGUGAGUGAGAGUGAGUGUGAUUUUGUGCGAAUUCUUCGUUUUUUUAUAUAGAUAUUGCUACCGUGCUCUGUACGGCACGAUUCAAGUGAAAAGAAAGGUAGGAGUCGAAGAGCUUUAGUGCGUGACUAAAGCAGCUGCUGGCUGGUGGUGGGAGCGCCAGCGAGACUCACAGCAGGCCGUGUAUUUGUGUGCUGCGCCCCGAUCAUCCGUCCAAGGCCUCCUUAGAGCUGUCUUGGAACGAACGGCAAUAGCGCCACAGCAGUUCACAGGAUCUUCCAACGCCUACUCCAUCCAUCCAUCGCGGCGACGGCAACGACGACGACGACGUAGUCUACUAUGUUCGUUCUAAAUUCGGACAGAUUGUUCAACCGUGUGGGAAUAGAAGAAGCUUAAUAUGCCUGUGAUAUCAGCAUAUUCGACCAGUGGAAGUAGUUACAUCUCUCCGUCUUAUCGCUACAAGUCUAGCCUAACAGACCGGAAGAGCUAUACCACUAGUAGCAGCCUCAGCAGCAGCCUCUACCGGAGAAGUUCGUAUCGCUAUGAUCUACCGAGCUCCUCGUCAAUCUACUCAUCGUCCUACCGUACGACAAGCUCAGCAGCCGAUCGCACAGCGGACGCAGACCUAUCCUCGACACUAGCUUCCGUCAACGUAUCGUCCAACGGAGACAGUGGAGUGAGCAUUACAGUUAACGGCAAAGACAACAUCAGCACUAGUAGACCUAGUCGGUACUCGACAGCCUAUAGUUAUAGUUCAUCGUUAAGUUCAGCACCUCUACGAGACUACAGUUCACGACUCAGCUCGCGGUCGUCCGAUACCCGGUUCAAGGAUCGGGACAACAACUGUCCUUGUGUAGGCGGAACCAGUUCCUCUAGCUACGUUUCAAAUUUACGCAACACUGCGCUAAGCGGUGCUGAACUCUACCAAAAGUAUAGCGUUUCAACCUACAAACCCAACAGCUUCGAGCGGAUAAUACCAUCCAGGUCACCGUCGGAAACUCCCAAGCCCAGUAGUAUCCUUAAGAGCACUUCGCCAACGUCAGUGGACAUCAGCAAGGUAAACAACAUUCCAGCUAAAGAUAGAAACAGUAAUUUUGACGCCGCCAACAAUAACAAUUGCCCUACUACUAACACUAACCAUGGCACCACAAGUGUUGCUAAUAAUCCACUACUAGAAACUAACAGCAAGUUCACGGCGGCUAAUAACACCAGCGUCAAACCGGCUAGUGCAGCAUGCUUUCUCAGCGCCCGUUCCGACAGCUCCACUAGUUGCAAUACCACAAUUACAACCUCCACAACCACCACCACCACUACAAUUACUACCACUACCUCUUCUACUACAUCCGCGUUACUGUCAUCAUCGUCAUCAUCUUCGGUGCUGUACAAUACGACACCUGCCAGCAGCAAUCCGGUGACACAAGCACGACUGCGCAAAGCCGUUCCAGGCCCAACGGCUCCAAUUAGGUCUACGCUGAGCAAACUACGACCCCAAAGACCUCCUCUACCGAAAAGUGCACUCAACGGAAGUUCAGGUGAUAUCACGCCAUGUACCGGUAGUCGCAAGGAACUACUCGGUCUCUCCAGUUACCGUAACCAUAACUUCCUGAAGCACGAGUGUGAACUGGUCAAGCGUGAGCUCAGCAAAAGUGCCACAGAAAUAGCCUUCAAGAAGGGUUCGCCAUCUACCGGGAAACCUAUUGGACACGGUUCCUCGGGAAACCUAUUGCUGGAAGCACCUGCAAAGCUGGAUGUAACAAAGGUGAAGCAGUUCUUACCACCCGUAUCGAAGGCAACAACAAGCUCUGAAACAACGAAACACGGCCACCAGCCCAAAGAUCAUGAGGAUGAUGACAAAAACCAUCACCAUAAUCACAUCCAACAACAUAAGCCACACGAAAAUAGCAACAACAACAACCAAUCAACUGGCAUCUCACCAUCAUCACCUAGCGCAGCGCAGUCUGGUGUCGAACUACUAAAACCAAUAGAUAGGCCAACCACGGCAACAACCAUUCUCGAUUGUACUCAAAAAAAUGAUACUUCUCUUUUCAAACCAUCUUCAUCAUCGACCACGUGCACGACUUCAACAACUACAACACCGUCAACAACAACAACUACAGAGUCGCUAACAACUGCUUCCUCUCGUUCAUCAUCAACCUGUACCGUAAACCGUACUUAUACCAAUACCAAUUCUCGUUCCGGCGACACGAUGAAAUCGCUGCACAUCACGUCGGAAAUCGAUGAACCCAUCACGCAUGCGACGAUCAAGCUGCGGCCGGCGUUGAACGGAACGUCGAACGGCGGCAGCAGGAUUCUCGCCACCGCUUCGGCCACUACGGACGAUCUCCACGAUGGAGACUACCACGUGACGGCCACCAUACGAAUCAAACCAAAGUCUAGCAUAAGUCACAGCACAAGUAGCAGUAGCAGUAGCAGCACCAACGGCAGCACCACCAGUAUCAACAACAACAACAACAACAAUGCAAACGAUGGCAACAGCAGCGGCGACGAUCACGAGAUCGUCAACGGCAGCAGCAGCAGAUACGGCAGCAAGAGCAAUCUCAGCAGCAAUGCCAACAACAACAAUGGAAACGCACUGAACGACAGCAGCGAACGGAGGGAGGAGCAUCAGGACAGACGAGUGAAUGGUUUCGCCGAUGUUGACAGCGAGCAAUCGCCAGCCAUCGCUAGCGCCAAUUCGGUAGACAAAGAACCGAAAGUCAAUGACGAUGAUAAAGUCUCUUAUCUCCGCGCGGGAACCGCCUCCAAGAGCAUCCACUCGACGAGUCCGGUGGGAUACCGAAGCCGAGACUACGACUCGGGCAUCAGCAGCUACCGGUCCGGACUUGGCAGUUCGUCGCUUUCUUCCUCCUCGGCGCUCAAGUCCAUCUAUGAUCGCACGAAUGACGACUCUCAUGAAACGACGCGCACCGGCAGCAGUCGGAAAGAAGGACUGUGUGGUCUGUGGAAUAUUGGCAACACAUGCUUCAUGAACUCAAUUAUACAGUGCCUCAGCCAUACUCGGGAAUUGACCAACUUCCUACGCCAGCAAUCGACAACGGAACGGGGAACAAGCAAAGAUCACAAGAUCCUAGCCGAGUACACCAAACUGAUCAAAGACAUGUGGAGCGGCACCACCCGUAGCGUCAAUCCAUCCGAACUGAAGUAUGCCUUCUCCAGCAAGCACCGGAUGUACUCUGGGUCGGCCCAGCAGGACGCGCAGGAGUUCCUACGGUUCUUCAUCGACUCGCUGCACUGUGCGUUGAACGAAUCGGUCAAGCGCGAACCCAUCAACCGGGCCAUCGAGGAUGACGAUAUGGACAACCGUGUCAAAGCGACCAUGAUGUGGGACUGGUACUCGCGAGUGGAGAACUCCAUGAUCAAGAACCUGUUCGUCGGACUGCUGCGGAGCACGCUCAAGUGCACGUACUGCAAUGGUGCCAGCGUGACUUUCGAUCCCUUUUGGGAUCUCAGUUUACCCCUUCCGUCCACCAACUCGCGCUGCAAGCUGGAAAACUGCAUGGACAUGUUCGUCAAGGAGGAAGUCAUGGACGGCAUCGAUCAGCCGACGUGCUCCCGGUGCAAAGCCCGACGGAAGUGCACCAAGAGCCUCACGAUCGAGCGGUUCCCCAAAUAUCUGGUGAUACAUCUUAAGCGGUUCUCCGAGACCCGGUGGAGCAACAAGCUGACCAACGUGGUCGAGUUUCCAACGGGCGAGCGCGAACUCAACCUACAGCCAUACGCUUCCGAGGACCACAGCGGACCGGUUAACUACUCGUUGUACGGGAUUUCAAACCAUAUGGGAUCCACCGCUGGCGGUCAUUAUGUUGCCGUGUGCAAACAUCCGGUCACCAAAGAGUGGAACGAGUUCAACGAUAAUUUUGUGAGCGAAACGUCCGAGAGAAGUUUGGUUACAUCCAGUGCCUACGUGUUGUUCUACGAGCGAGCGUGAGAAAAAUUUCCUAAAGUGCAGCCUCAGUAGAAAGUCAACAAUUGAAAUUAUGAAAUGGUUAUUUUAUUUAAAAAAGAGAGACACUUGCAAGAACAAAACAAUUACCUAAAACCAAAAAAAAAAACAAAACGAAGAACGAAGAACAAUAUUAACAAUUGAAACAACAAGAUAGAUCUAUGUAAGGUAGGAAUCGGAAGUGGAAUUUCGCCGCACCGAAACGACAUACAUUUAACGUAAGCUAAACCAAACCAGUGAGGAAGAGCUGCAAAGCAGAACUACUAUAAGCACGAGAGAAGGCAGAACUAGAUUUGUAAUAUUUAUUUUUCUAUUUAUUGACAAAAGCAUAAGAAUACUAGAAACCAAGCAGAUAAUAACAAAAAUAACGUUAGUACGAAACGUAGUCAUCCCCUGAAAUUCUAAGUCCCAUUAUUGUUGAAAAUGUUUUCUUUAACUUGUUAUUAUUUAUUUACACAUCACUUAGCGUCCAGAGAAUUAUAUUAUUUAAAAAGAAAAUGUUAGUCAUUUUCUAAUUUUACCCCUAAUUUAUUGUGGUUAAUUUUAACUUCUCUAAAACUCUAAAGCAACCAGUCCCAAGGUAAUCUCUGAAAAGUGAAACCGAGAAAUUAUAAUGAAUGAGUAACGUAAGAGACAAAACAAACUUAGAUCAUUUAGAGACAAGUUGUUAUAAAAUACUAGAGUAAAUGCAAAAGAAAUGAAGAUCCAACUAGUUCCAAGCACUUCUCGAGAAAGAGAAAAAAAAGCAUGCUAAAUGGCUCGAAGAAAGUAAGAGGUGCAAAACUAAGAGGAAAAGUCAAUGGAACUAUCCUUCGUCAGGUGUCUCUGAUGUCCCAAAAUUAACCAUUGUUGCGUUGUGUUGAAAAUUAAUAAAAACGAAAAAGUCAAUUCA